Messenger RNA from Gymnodraco acuticeps, 7283 nucleotides. It is a transcript of the gene lrrc8aa, whose product is annotated as leucine rich repeat containing 8 VRAC subunit Aa. The transcript is spliced from 3 exons. The record is from RefSeq and is a predicted model, not a curated record. Lineage: Eukaryota; Metazoa; Chordata; Actinopteri; Perciformes; Bathydraconidae. Bases 207 to 2600 code for a protein of 797 amino acids. Gene Ontology annotation, molecular function: protein binding.
CACUUCCUCCCCUCAGUCUCAUGCAGCGGCAGUUGCUCUCCGGUAGAACAGACGGACCCCUCGGUGUUUUCUCCUCCGUCACUGCCGUACGGGGCUCCGGCCCGGUGUCCGACCAGCCCCUCGCUGCUGAGAAGCGUGUGAGAAAUGUGUCACCCGUGUGUUGCGGAGCUGAGAGACUCCAUCUUUAAUACAACAGAUAAGCCAUCAUGAUUCCUAUCACAGAGCUCCGGUAUUUUGCUGACACGCAGCCUGCGUACCGUAUCCUGAAGCCAUGGUGGGACGUCUUCACCGACUACCUCUCGGUGGUCAUGCUGAUGAUCGCGGUGUUCGGCGGCACGCUGCAGGUCACGCAGGACAAGAUGAUCUGCCUGCCCUGCAAGUGGGUGGUCAACAAGUCCUGCGAGACCAUGCCGGUCCCCAACGUGAGCACCGCCUACCCACCGGAACCGAAGGGCAUUCAGUAUGACCUGGACCGGCAUCAGUACAACUACGUUGACGCCGUCUGCUACGAGAACAAACUGCACUGGUUUGCCAAAUAUUUCCCCUACCUGGUGCUCCUCCACACCCUCAUCUUCCUCGCCUGCAGCAACUUCUGGUUCAAGUUCCCCCGCACAAGCUCCAAACUAGAGCACUUUGUCUCCAUCCUCCUCAAGUGCUUCGACUCGCCGUGGACUACAAGGGCUUUGUCCGAGACUGUUGUUGAGGAGAGUGACUCAAAGCCUCAUGGGAAAAUGAACGGCUCCAAUGAUAAGAAGGCCUCCUGCGUAAGCGAGGAUGUUGAGGCCAGCGUUCCCAUGCUCCAACGAACAAAGUCCAGGAUUGAACAGGGGAUUGUGGAUCGCUCUGAAACUGGGGUUUUGGAUAAAAAAGAAGGGGAGCAGGCGAAGGCUCUUUUUGAGAAGGUCAAGAAGUUCAGGAUCCAUGUAGAGGAGGGGGAUAUCGUGUACCGCCUUUACAUACGGCAGACCAUCAUCAAAGUAAUCAAGUUUAUACUGAUAAUUAGCUACACGGCUUACUAUGUGCGCUACAUCAGGUUCAGUGUGGUGUGCACUGUGAACAUCCAGAAGCUAACAGGCUACAGCACCUUCUACUGUGCUCACCCGUUAGCCACUCUUUUCAAGAUUUUGGCGUGUUUCUACAUCAGCCUGGUGGUGGUUUACGGUCUGAUCUGCAUGUACACUCUCUGCUGGAUGCUCAGCCGCUCCCUCAAGCGAUACUCCUUUGAAUCAAUCCGCGAGGAGAGCAGCUACAGAGACAUCCCCGACCUGAAGAACGACUUUGCCUUCAUGCUGCACAUGAUAGAUCAGUACGACCCUCUCUACUCCAAGCGCUUCGCCGUGUUCCUGUCCGAGGUGAGCGAGAACAAACUGAGGCAGCUGAACCUAAACAAUGAGUGGACACUGGAGAAACUGAGGCAGCGCAUCACCAAGAACUCGCAGGAGAAGCUGGAGCUGCACCUCUUCAUGCUCAGCGGGAUCCCAGACACUGUUUUUGAUCUGAUCGAGCUGGAAGUGUUAAAGCUGGAGCUCAUCCCUGAUGUCACCAUCCCACCAAUCAUAGCCCAGCUCUCCAACCUCAGGGAGAUGUGGCUCUAUCACACGCCGGCUAAGAUUGAGGCUCCAGCUCUUGCUUUCCUGCGAGAGAACCUCAAGUCCCUUCACAUUAAGUUCACAGACAUCAAGGAGAUCCCCCUGUGGAUCUACAGCCUGAAGAACCUGAACGAGCUGCACCUCACCGGGAACCUUAGCGCGGAUAACAAUCGCUACAUCGUCAUCGAUGGGCUACGGGAGCUCAAAAGGCUCAAAGUGCUGCGUCUGAAAAGCAACCUGACCAAGCUGCCGCAGGUGGUGACGGAUGUGGGCGUGCACCUGCAGAAGCUCUCCGUCAACAAUGAGGGCACCAAGCUGAUGGUGCUCAACAGCCUGAAGAAAAUGGUGAACCUGACGGAGCUGGAGCUGGUCCGCUGCGACCUGGAACGCAUCCCACACUCCAUCUUCAGUCUACACAACCUGCAGGAGAUCGACUUGAAGGACAACAACCUGAAGACCAUCGAGGAGAUCAUCAGCUUCCAGCACCUGCACCGCCUAGUGUGCCUGAAGCUGUGGUACAACCAGAUCGCUUACAUCCCCAUCCAGAUCGGCACGCUCACCAACAUGGAGCGGCUGUAUCUGAACAGGAACAAGAUCGAGAAAAUCCCCAGCCAGCUGUUUUUCUGCCGCAAGCUGCGCUUCCUGGACCUGAGUCACAACAAUCUGACCAGCAUCCACGCUGACGUGGGCUUCCUGCUGAACCUGCAGUACUUCGCUGUCACAGCAAACAGGAUUGAGACGUUGCCCCCGGAGCUUUUCAAGUGCAAGAAGCUUCGUACUUUAAACCUGGGGAACAACUGUCUGCAGACGCUGCCGUCGCGCUUCGGCGAGCUGACGGGGCUGACGCAGCUGGAGCUGAGGGGGAACACACGCCUGGAGUGUCUGCCCGUGGAGCUGGGCGAGUGCCGGCUGCUGAAGAGGAGCAGCCUGGUGGUGGAGGAAGAUCUGUUCAACACGCUGCCUCCGGAGGUCAAGGAGCAGCUAUGGAGGGCCGACAAGGAGCAGGCCUGAGAGAAGUGUGACUUUAGGAAGUCAUCAAGCAGUGACUUUGGUUUGUAAAUCCUUAAGAAGUUUGCAGCCAUGUUUUCUUGAUGAUGCUCGGGAUGUCAAAUAUCCUCCGAGGAUGUCUUAUUGGAAGUUGCCAAGGAAAGAUGGUUCAGUGAGGUGGCUUUUCUAAUAAUAUACUGAAUAUAGAGAUGCCUGCAACUCAAGGACGUUGCCUAAGACAUCCUGUUUGUGUAAAGGCAGGGAAACCUGGAACAUGCUAUCAUUUCAGCCAUGUUUGCCGAUGGUGCUUGGGAUGUAGCAUUUCCUCCGAGGAUGUCUUUUUGAAUCUUAAGGAGAAGUAUUGCCAAUGACGGACGGUAUAUUAAUGUGUUUUCUGUAACGCCAUCCUGAACAUGAAGCUGCAAGGAUGAAAGCAGAUGAUGGUGAACAUGCAUGCUACUGAAAGACCUCGCUAAAGAAAACCUGUUUAUGAAAGAGAACCAAAAAACUGCAAGAUUCAGCCUUGCUCACUAGUAUCACUUUUUUUGCUGAUCAUGGGAUACAUGCACAAAUCAAAGGUGCUCACAGCAGUGUUUGCCUUCCUCUGGCCUUGAGACUCAAAACAUGAACAUUUUUACAACGACAUUAGCAGUUGCAGAACUCUGGCAGAUGGCAGUAAAUGAAUGAUCGUGCGACCGACAGCCAAUCUGUGAGACAUGAAGGUUUUUCUUCAGACUCUAAAACCUACGUCCAACUGCGCCCUUUUUUUAACGCGAUCAAAGUGACGGAGAUCAUCAGCUGAUCACACAGCCAAGGCCUUAACUUGAGGGACUGAUUAAAGGACAUAAAGGGAAACGGGAACAUGUCUACAGUACAACGUCCAAACCCUGCAGUUGUUAAUAUAUAACGCAGUGGUGGAGGAAUGCCUCUUUCUUCUUCGACUUUUCAUUUUGCUUCUCUAUCAAAUCAUGUCUUAUUUAGAAAUAUUUAAUUUGCAUGACAUCGCACACAAUACUAGUGUAAAGUAUGUUGAAACUUCACAACACCUAAUAUGGUACUUUUUAAAUGCUACAACAUAUUGGUGUUCAUCCAAAAUGUAAGAAAAACACAGCCAUUGAUUUGUUGUUUCAGACUCCUUGUGGAACAUAUAGCUGCAGUCAAAGAUCUUAAGUGACCUUUGUUCAAGUGAAGGCUGAUAAAUGUUGCUUCACUGUCUCGAUUGUCAAAACACGAGGUGACCCCUGCUGACAGGAAGUCCCUGUGUUAAAGGGACAGGGUCAAGCACCCUGAACUCCCUUCUAUUCUUGAUGUAUGUGUCUUUGUUCAAAGGACAGUUCAUCCCAAAACCAGAGAUACAUAUUUCACCUCUUACCUGUACAGCUAUUUAUCAAUCAUCAUUCUUUUGGUGUGAUUUGCCUGAGAUCAAUAUAAUGCAGCUCACGAGAUGUGUGCGUGUUAGGCGUCCUCUUGUAGCUGUUCCGAAGUUCCUGCAUGAAUUUGCUAACAACAGGUUUUGAAGUGUAUCUUGAGUAGAGAUAUCCUUGAAAAGCCUUUCAUUGAACCAAAACAUAAGGCAUUCAUUUGUCAAAUUAAUUAGUAUUUCAAAAAUGUGUAAUGGUAAGAAGGAUUUUAUGAUUUGUUAAGACAAUGAUCAUUUAGAAUUUCCUUUCAAAUCUCCAAGAAGCUGCUAAAAUCACCAAAUGAUGCUUACGUGAAAUCCACGCAGAUCUGAAAGAUGGAGAAGGCAAAUUGCUCUUACGUUUCAUUCCAAAUGAGCAGUCCUAGUAUGUCUGCAAUGUAACCUCCCUUCUUAUGUAGGGAGUGGAUUUCCUGAAAACAAUAUUCCUUUGUAAUGUUGUUCUUUGGCGCUACAGAUGCAUUAUUCAAACCAGUUGAACACGUAUGCAAGCUUGUUCAUAAAACAACCAGAAUAUCAUUUUGAGCAAUAAGAAAGAGUCACGGUACUUCUAUGUUCAGUAUGAUUUUGAAUUGUAACAUCCUGCUGAAGUCAAACAGAGACUUUGAUGCCAGUGUGUUCGAGGAAAAGGAACGUUUAGUUUUUAGUGACUCAAGCUCUCCUCUGUUUGUUUCCUUCGCCUUGUUAUUUAUCAUGUCAGUUUGCUCGGGGUAACCUGGACAUUUGUCAGCUAUUUGUUUAUCCAUUACACAGCGAAACGAGGAUACACAGGAAACAGGUUCUGACCGACCUACGCCAGAGAAACAUUUAUUCCCAGAGUAUGCCGUCCACAUGAGUGCAGCAUGCUCUGUGUGCUUGAAACACUUUUCCUCUUAAGAUCUUGGGUUUAAUAGCAUCAUCUGGAGUUACCCUGCUAUGUUCACUCCAGCCAGGCAUCUCGCUGCUAAUAUGGCCUUAUCUUUUACAAGCUGUACGCCCCGUUACUGAUCACAAACAUCAUGUUGUAACAUGCAUAGCAGAAAUGUGUAAUGUCUUGCAUAUGAGUGGAAUGGCAUGUGGUCUUAUUGUUACCAGCUGCUUCUCUUUGAUUCCACCUUCUUUCUUCUUCGAAUAUUUAAGGGAACGUUCUGUAAUAAUACUAUUGCACCUUUCUUCACAGUACAUUCUGUUUCACUAAAUCCAAAUGCCCUUAGGGGUCAUUAGUCAAAAUCUGUUUUCGAAAGAAGAGCCUCGCUCCGAGUGUUGUUGACCAGCAUCUAGUUUGAAGGUUGCAAGCAAAGGUCACAGACAAAACAAAACCACCAGAGAAACACCAUAACUCAAAGGAACCUCAGCUUUUCUAUCAUGCAUACACUUUGUAAACAAUAACAUCAUUUCAAAAGGCAUUUCCACCUUUAUUUCAUUGCACUUGUUCAUUUGUGUGGUGCCAAAAUGUGUUUUUUGAGCCGUUGGAUGCCAAACAAUAAUCGCACAUCAAAAAGUAAUGUUAAUUUCUAUCACAUUAAAGACAUGUAUCAGGAUGUCUUGUGCAUCAUUCAAAUGUUCAUUUGAUAUGGUAACAUGGCUCAGUGGUGCAGUGCAGCUGCCAGAGCUGCUGAGCAAACAUCUGCUCCUGCAGCACGGUGUCACAUUAGGACAGUCAGACAAUGCCGUGACUUUCUGUAUCAAAUGUCAUCAGAGGUUGGAUAGUCGCAGCUACAAAGACUUUUUCUGACCCGAGUUUAACCUUAAAUGUAUCCUCGGUACAGCAGUUUUAUGACAUGUUUCUCUUUAAGCUUGAGUGGGUCAUAGAAACCUAUCUAAAGCCAUCUCUGGGAAGUUAUUCAAACCUUGGAUUCGCUAAAAUGACUUUCAUAAAUCUGUCCUUUCUCCAUGUUCAGCUCUAUCAGGGUCAGUCUACGUCAGCAAGAAACUUCUGCAGUCAGACAAACAUUUUUCACCUUUGGUCUGCUUACUUUUGGAUUGACAUCCACAAGUGUCCUUUUUGAUCCAACAUCCACAGCUUAACGGAGUCACUUCCCCUCUGAGUCACAUUCAAAACUGCAGCCAGACUCACUUUUCCUGCAAGUCAGCGUCAGGAAAUCAGGAGGCCCCAAAAAGAAGGAAGUAUAAGUGACUGAUUAAUAGGUUAGUUUAAGACGCUUGUGUUUAAUUAUGACCACGUUAAAAACAGCCAAUUUGUUCCCUUAAAUGACUAUAAUUAAUAUGUUUCAAAGCUUUGUUUUCUGUGCAAAAGCACCAACAACUUUUGUGUUGCCUAUCCUGAAGUUAUUUAAAAUAUAAAAAAGAGUCUGUAUUUAUGUUAUGUACGCCUUAAGAAGUGUAGUUUUGUUUUAAUGUAUGUGUCAUUGAUUGUUUUAUAGGAUUAAAUCAUUUGGAUCCACAGAGGGUUUUCCUUUCUGCUAAAAAAAAGACAGAAUUUCUCAACAAAAAAACCCUGACAAUCUAACAUAGUGAACUCACACACUGUUAAUAUCUGUCAUAUUUCUGAAGUGUGUGCAUGUAUGGACAAUUCAUCACAUCAUUUAAUCUGCCAUGAUUGCAUUGAUCUAAUCUCCACCUAUGUAUAAAACAUGUUUGAAAUACUUGAUUGUAUUGACUUUGUACGAUGGAUUCAUCUCUCUGUUCUGGUGCCUGUAGAUCGGGGGUGUAUGCAGGGGCGGACUGGGACUAAAAAUCAGCCCGGGAAUCUCGGUACCGCUGGUCAAUUGUCAACGGGGGAUGCUAGUGAAUUGUCUGACCGGCCCACCGGGAAAACUCCCGGUAUUCCCAAUGGCCAGUCCGCCCCUGGGUGCUUGAAUUCAUGGGUUCACUUAUUUUUCGUCGUCUUGCAGCAUUAGUUUGUUAAAGCUGAACUGUGUUUAUUAUGGCCAUCUAACAGCGACUAUUUUUGAAGAUAAACUGUAAAGUGGAUUAUUUUAAUCAGCUCCGUCACACGUGGGGAAAAAGCCUUUAGUCAUGAAUUGUAGCCAAGCGGACUGAAGACAGUUUUUUUGAACAGGAAGUCUGUCACAAUGAACACCUGAACUUCAUUUCUUAACCCUACCUUUUCUACCAUUCUGACACAUGACAAUGAAAUGAACACUUAACACUAAAUGCUGUUACAAAGAAUGUUAAAUGAUAGAGGAAGGAUUGCCUUGGUGUAUUGGAGCAAACAUCGGCACAGAGGAAUCCAAAUGGAAAAUAAGAGCUGAAGAAAAAAUAAAAUAGUAGUUAUAAAAAACGAUUUAACAUUUGUGAGAAAAACCUUUACCAAAAAAGGAAAUGUAAUAAAAAUACAUUUAGUGUGA